CGCGCGGUGCGCGCUGGGAGCUCGGGGGCGGCCGUGCCAGGAGGUCGCGUGUUCCGUCGUCAUGGGCCGUAAGAAGAAGAAGCAGCUGAAGCCUUGGUGCUGGUAUUGUAACAGGGAUUUUGAUGAUGAAAAAAUCCUUAUACAGCAUCAAAAAGCAAAGCACUUUAAAUGCCAUAUAUGUCAUAAGAAAUUGUAUACAGGACCUGGUUUAGCUAUACAUUGCAUGCAGGUACAUAAAGAAACAAUAGACGCUGUUCCAAAUGCUAUUCCUGGAAGAACAGACAUUGAACUGGAAAUCUAUGGCAUGGAGGGCAUUCCAGAAAAAGAUAUGGAGGAACGGAGGAGGUUACUUGAACAAAAAACUCAGGCAGAGAGCCAGAAGAAGAAGCAACAGGAUGAUUCUGAUGAAUACGAAGAUGAUGAAUCUGCAGCUUCCACUUCAUUUCAGCCCCAACAAGUUCAGCCGCAGCAGGGGUACAUUCCCCCAAUGGCACAACCAGGUUUGCCUCCUGUGCCAGGUGCGCCAGGGAUGCCUCCUGGUAUACCACCAUUAAUGGCAGGUGUCCCACCUAUGAUGCCUGGAAUGCCUCCAGUUAUGCCUGGAAUGCCACCUGGAUUACAUCAACAAAGAAAAUACAUGCAGUCAUUUUGUGGUGGAAACAUGAUGAUGCCAAUGGGUGGAAUGAUGCCUCCUGGGCCAGGAAUACCACCUCUUAUGCCUGGUAUGCCACCAGGUAUGCCACCACCUGUUGGUCCUCGUCCUGGGAUGCCUCCUAUGACACAAGCACAGCCUGCUACAGCACCGGGCAUUCUUAACAGACCUCCAGCUCCUGCUGCAUCAGCACCUACCCCUCAGCCUCCAGUUACUAAACCACUCUUCCCAAGUGCAGGGCAGAUGGGGACACCUGUCACAAGCUCAAGUACAGCUUCCUCCAAUUCAGAAAGUCUGUCAGCGUCUUCUAACGCUCUGUUUCCUAGCACAGCACAAGCUGCAGCAGCUGUUCAAGGUCCGGUUGGUACUGAUUUCAAACCUUUGAAUUCUACAGCAGCAACAACAACAGAGCCCCCCAAACCUACAUUCCCUGCUUACACACAGUCUACAACCUCAACCACUAGCACCACAAACAGUACUGCGGCUAAACCAGCUGCAUCUAUAACAAGUAAGCCUGCUACCCUUACCACAACCAGUGCAACCAGUAAGUUGAUCCAUCCAGAUGAGGAUAUAUCACUGGAAGAGAGAAGGGCUCAGUUGCCCAAGUAUCAGCGUAAUCUUCCUCGUCCGGGACAAGCUUCCCUGGGUAAUCCACCUGUUGGACCAAUUGGAGGUAUGAUGCCACCACAGCCUGGAAUUCCUCCGCAGCAACAAGGAAUGAGACCUCCAAUGCCACCACAUGGUCAGUAUGGUGCUCAUCACCAGGGCAUGCCAGGCUACCUUCCUGGAGCAAUGCCUCCUUAUGGUCAGGGACCUCCGAUGGUGCCCCCGUACCAAAGUGGACCUCCUCGACCUCCAAUGGGAAUGAGACCUCCUGUCAUGUCGCAAGGUGGCCGCUACUGAUGCUACUACACACGCUCUAAUAGGUUUUUAGAAGUGAAGUAUAGUAAAUAUGGUUCGUUAAAUUGUGAAGGCGCUGGAAUUACAUGAACAUACCACCUUAAAGGCAAGUUCUGUAACAUUAUGUUGCUAUUUGUGAAAUGAUGCCUUCACAGCACUUCAGGUGCUGUUGGACUUCGUGUCCCCAACAUAGUUUGGUGAGGGCUGUAACUGUUCCCAACUACUUGUACAUUUAAGUCUGAACAUGUAACGAUAUUUAAUGUAUUUAGAAUUCCUCCUGUUUCAGGGUUUAAGUAAACUGACCCACUAAGGUCGUGUGACUUUUCUGUACUGUUAUAAACUUCAUUGUAAUAAAAGAAGAUAAAAAUUUA
Messenger RNA from Phasianus colchicus (ring-necked pheasant), 1923 nucleotides. RefSeq names its product zinc finger protein 207 (gene ZNF207). Gene Ontology annotation, molecular function: microtubule binding. The record is from RefSeq and is a predicted model, not a curated record. Gene Ontology annotation, cellular component: kinetochore; nucleus; spindle matrix. Lineage: Eukaryota; Metazoa; Chordata; Aves; Galliformes; Phasianidae. Gene Ontology annotation, biological process: attachment of spindle microtubules to kinetochore; mitotic spindle assembly checkpoint signaling; mitotic spindle assembly.